Molecule: messenger RNA, 9711 nt
Organism: Chironomus riparius
Lineage: Eukaryota; Metazoa; Arthropoda; Insecta; Diptera; Chironomidae
Source: the annotation of a GenBank genome assembly
AUGGACUUGGGUUGUAACCAUCGUAACAUUAACGAUGACUCAACGGAACUUGAUGGCGUUUCAGAACUUGGUGAAGAUGAAUCUUCAUUUGUUUUCGAGCUAGAAACAGAACUUGGUGCUUCUGAACUUGAUGAAAUUGAGACCGAGGAUUCGAUUGAACUUGGACCAGCACUUGAUGGGGCUUCUGAACUUGGAGCAGAUGAUGCUUCACUUGAAGCUAAGGAUUCACUUGUUGCUAAGGAUUCGCUUGAACUUGGACCAGCACUUGAUGGAGCUUCUGAACUUGGAGCUGACGAUGCUUCACUUGAAGCUAAGGAUUCACUUGUUGCUAAGGAUUCGCUUGAACUUGGACCAGCACUUGAUGGAGCUUCUGAACUUGGAGCUGACGAUGAUUCACUUGAAGCUAAAGAUUCGCUUGUUGCUAAGGAUUCACUUGUACUUGGACCAGCACUUGAUGAAGCUUCUGAACUUGGAGCUGACGAUGAUUCACUUGAAGCUAAGGAUUCGCUUGUUGCUAAGGAUUCACUUGAACUUGGACCAGCACUUGAUGGAGCUUCUGAACUUGGAGCUGACGAUGAUUCACUUGAAGCUAAGGAUUCGCUUGUUGUUAAGGAUUCGCUUGAACUUGGACCUGCACUUGAUGGAGCUUCUGAACUUGGAGCUGACGAUGAUUCACUUGAAGCUAAGGAUUCGCUUGUUGUUAAGGAUUCGCUUGUACUUGGACCAGCACUUGAUGGAGCUUCUGAACUUGGAGCUGAUGAUGCUUCACUUGAAGCUAAGGAUUCACUUGAAAUUGGACCAGUACUUGAUGGGGCUUCUGAACUUGGAGCUGACGAUGAUUCACUUGAAGCUAAAGAUUCGCUUGUUGCUAAGGAUUCACUUGUACUUGGACCAGCACUUGAUGGAGCUUCUGAACUUGGAGCUGACGAUGAUUCACUUGAAGCUAAGGAUUCACUUGUUGCUAAGGAUUCGCUUGAACUUGGACCAGCACUUGAUGGAGCUUCUGAACUUGGAGCUGACGAUGAUUCACUUGAAGCUAAGGAUUCACUUGUUGCUAAGGAUUCGCUUGAACUUGGACCAGCACUUGAUGGAGCUUCUGAACUUGGAGCUGACGAUGAUUCACUUGAAGCUAAGGAUUCGCUUGUUGCUAAGGAUUCGCUUGAACUUGGACCAGCACUUGAUGGAGCUUCUGAACUUGGAGCUGACGAUGAUUCACUUGAAGCUAAGGAUUCGCUUGUUGCUAAGGAUUCACUUGAACUUGGACCAGCACUUGAUGGAGCUUCUGAACUUGGAGCUGACGAUGAUUCACUUGAAGCUAAGGAUUCACUUGUUGCUAAGGAUUCGCUUGUACUUGGACCAGCACUUGAUGGAGCUUCUGAACUUGGAGCUGACGAUGAUUCACUUGAAGCUAAGGAUUCACUUGUUGCUAAGGAUUCGCUUGAACUUGGACCAGCACUUGAUGGAGCUUCUGAACUUGGAGCUGACGAUGAUUCACUUGAAGCUAAGGAUUCGCUUGAACUUGGACCAGCACUUGAUGGAGCUUCUGAACUUGGAGCAGAGGAUGAUUCACUUGAAGCUAAGGAUUCGCUUGUUGUUAAGGAUUCGCUUGAACUUGGACCUGCACUUGAUGGAGCUUCUGAACUUGGAGCUGACGAUGAUUCACUUGAAGCUAAGGAUUCACUUGUUGCUAAGGAUUCGCUUGUGCUUGGACCAGCACUUGAUGGAGCUUCUGAACUUGGAGCUGACGAUGAUUCACUUGAAGCUAAGGAUUCACUUGUUGCUAAGGAUUCGCUUGAACUUGGACCAGCACUUGAUGGAGCUUCUGAACUUGGAGCUGACGAUGAUUCACUUGAAGCUAAGGAUUCGCUUGAACUUGGACCAGCACUUGAUGGAGCUUCUGAACUUGGAGCUGAUGAUGAUUCACUUGAAGCUGAAGAUUCACUUGAAGCUAAAGAUUCACUUGAACUUGGACCAGCACUUGAUGGAGCUUCUGAACUUGGAGCUGACGAUGAUUCACUUGAAGCUAAGGAUUCACUUGUUGCUAAGGAUUCGCUUGAACUUGGACCAGCACUUGAUGGAGCUUCUGAACUUGGAGCUGACGAUGAUUCACUUGAAGCUAAGGAUUCGCUUGAACUCGGACCAGCACUUGAUGGAGCUUCUGAACUUGGAGCUGAUGAUGAUUCACUUGAAGCUGAAGAUUCACUUGAAGCUAAAGAUUCACUUGAACUUGGACCAGCACUUGAUGGAGCUUCUGAACUUGGAGCUGACGAUGCUUCACUUGAAGCUAAGGAUUCGCUUGUUGCUAAGGAUUCGCUUGAACUUGGACCAGCACUUGAGGGAGCUUCUGAACUUGGAGCUGACGAUGAUUCACUUGAAGCUAAGGAUUCACUUGUUGCUAAGGAUUCGCUUGAACUUGGACCAGCACUUGAUGGAGCUUCUGAACUUGGAGCUGACGAUGAUUCACUUGAAGCUAAGGAUUCGCUUGUUGCUAAAGAUUCACUUGAACUUGGACCAGCACUUGAUGGAGCUUCUGAACUUGGAGCUGACGAUGAUUCACUUGAAGCUAAGGAUUCGCUUGUUGCUAAGGAUUCGCUUGAACUUGGACCAGCACUUGAUGGAGCUUCUGAACUUGGAGCUGACGAUGAUUCACUUGAAGCUAAGGAUUCGCUUGUUGCUAAGGAUUCGCUUGAACUUGGACCAGCACUUGAUGGAGCUUCUGAACUUGGAGCUGAUGAUGAUUCACUUGAAGCUGAAGAUUCACUUGAAGCUAAAGAUUCACUUAAACUUGGACCAGCACUUGAUGGAGCUUCUGAACUUGGAGCUGACGAUGCUUCACUUGAAGCUAAGGAUUCGCUUGUUGCUAAGGAUUCGCUUGAACUUGGACCAGCACUUGAUGGAGCUUCUGAACUUGGAGCUGAUGAUGAUUCACUUGAAGCUGAAGAUUCACUUGAAGCUAAAGAUUCACUUGUACUUGGAGCAGCACUUGAUGGAGCUUCUGAACUUGGAGCUGACGAUGCUUCACUUGAAGCUAAGGAUUCGCUUGUUGCUAAGGAUUCACUUGAACUUGGACCAGCACUUGAUGGAGCUUCUGAACUUGGAGCUGACGAUGCUUCACUUGAAGCUAAGGAUUCGCUUGUUGCUAAAGAUUCACUUGAACUUGGACCAGCACUUGAUGGAGCUUCUGAACUUGGAGCUGACGAUGAUUCACUUGAAGCUAAGGAUUCGCUUGUUGCUAAGGAUUCGCUUGAACUUGGACCAGCACUUGAUGGAGCUUCUGAACUUGGAGCUGAUGAUGAUUCACUUGAAGCUAAGGAUUCGCUUGUUGCUAAGGAUUCGCUUGAACUUGGACCAGCACUUGAUGGAGCUUCUGAACUUGGAGCUGACGAUGAUUCACUUGAAGCUAAAGAUUCACUUGUUGCUAAGGAUUCGCUUGAACUUGGACCAGCACUUGAUGGAGCUUCUGAACUUGGAGCUGACGAUGAUUCACUUGAAGCUAAGGAUUCGCUUGUUGCUAAAGAUUCACUUGAACUUGGACCAGCACUUGAUGGAGCUUCUGAACUUGGAGCUGACGAUGAUUCACUUGAAGCUAAAGAUUCACUUGUUGCUAAGGAUUCGCUUGAACUUGGACCAGCACUUGAUGGAGCUUCUGAACUUGGAGCUGACGAUGAUUCACUUGAAGCUAAGGAUUCGCUUGUUGCUAAAGAUUCACUUGAACUUGGACCAGCACUUGAUGGAGCUUCUGAACUUGGAGCUGACGAUGAUUCACUUGAAGCUAAGGAUUCGCUUGUUGCUAAGGAUUCGCUUGAACUUGGACCAGCACUUGAUGGAGCUUCUGAACUUGGAGCUGACGAUGAUUCACUUGAAGCUAAGGAUUCGCUUGUUGCUAAGGAUUCCCUUGAACUUGGACCAGCACUUGAUGGAGCUUCUGAACUUGGAGCUGAUGAUGAUUCACUUGAAGCUGAAGAUUCACUUGAAGCUAAAGAUUCACUUGAACUUGGACCAGCACUUGAUGGAGCUUCUGAACUUGGAGCUGACGAUGCUUCACUUGAAGCUAAGGAUUCGCUUGUUGUUAAGGAUUCACUUGAACUUGGACCAGCACUUGAUGGAGCUUCUGAACUUGGAGCUGACGAUGAUUCACUUGUAGCUAAGGAUUCACUUGUUGCUAAGGAUUCGCUUGAACUUGGACCAGCACUUGAUGGGGCUUCUGAACUUGGAGCUGACGAUGAUUCACUUGAAGCUAAAGAUUCGCUUGUUGCUAAAGAUUCACUUAAACUUGGACCAGCACUUGAUGGAGCUUCUGAACUUGGAGCUGACGAUGCUUCACUUGAAGCUAAGGAUUCGCUUGUUGCUAAGGAUUCACUUGAACUUGGACCAGCACUUGAUGGAGCUUCUGAACUUGGAGCUGACGAUGAUUCACUUGAAGCUAAGGAUUCACUUGUUGCUAAGGAUUCGCUUGAACUUGGACCAGCACUUGAUGGGGCUUCUGAACUUGGAGCUGACGAUGAUUCACUUGAAGCUAAAGAUUCGCUUGUUGCUAAAGAUUCACUUAAACUUGGACCAGCACUUGAUGGAGCUUCUGAACUUGGAGCUGACGAUGCUUCACUUGAAGCUAAGGAUUCGCUUGUUGUUAAGGAUUCGCUUGAACUUGGACCAGCACUUGAUGGAGCUUCUGAACUUGAUGCAGAACUUUGUGCUUCACUACUACUAACUUCUUCACUUGCACUAGAAGAGUAUGAUGAAGUAGAGAAACCUUCUGAUCCUCCGCCUGGAACUGAUUCAGAUGACCAUUCUGAGAAUGAGCUUGGUAUUGAUGAUUCACUUGAACUUGAAAUAGCACUAGAGGAAUCAGUUGAAAUAAUACUUGAUGGAGCUUCAGAGCUUGGAGCAACAGAUUCACUUGAAGAGGCGAUUGAGCUUGGUUCUUCUGAGCUUGAAACACCACUUGAGCUUGGGCCUUCAGAACUUGAAACAGCACUUGAUGGAGCUUCAGAGCUUGGAGCAACAGAUUCACUUGAAGAGGCGAUUGAGCUUGGUUCUUCUGAGCUUGAAACGCCACUUGAGCUUGGGCCUUCAGAGCUUGAUACGGCACUUGAUGGAGCUUCAGAGCUUGGAACAACAGAUUCACUUGAAGAGGCGAUUGAGCUUGGUUCUUCUGAGCUUGAAACGCCACUUGAGCUUAGACCUUCAGAACUUGAAACAGCACUUGAUGGAGCUUCAGAGCUUGGAGCAACAGAUUCACUUGAAGAGGCGAUUGAGCUUGGUUCUUCUGAGCUUGAAACGCCACUUGAGCUUGGGCCUUCAGAGCUUGAUACGGCACUUGAUGGAGCUUCAGAGCUUGGAGCAACAGAUUCACUUGAAGAGGCGAUUGAGCUUGGUUCUUCUGAGCUUGAAACGCCACUUGAGCUUGGGCCUUCAGAGCUUGAUACGGCACUUGAUGGAGCUUCAGAGCUUGGAACAACAGAUUCACUUGAAGAGGCGAUUGAGCUUGGUUCUUCUGAGCUUGAAACGCCACUUGAGCUUAGACCUUCAGAACUUGAAACAAUACUUGAUGGAGCUUCAGAGCUUGGAGCAACAGAUUCACUUGAAGAGGCGAUUGAGCUUGGUUCUUCUGAGCUUGAAACACCACUUGAGCUUGGGCCUUCAGAACUUGAAACAGCACUUGAUGGAGCUUCAGAGCUUGGAGCAACAGAUUCACUUGAAGAGGCGAUUGAGCUUGGUUCUUCUGAGCUUGAAACGCCACUUGAGCUUGGGCCUUCAGAGCUUGAUACGGCACUUGAUGGAGCUUCAGAGCUUGGAACAACAGAUUCACUUGAAGAGGCGAUUGAGCUUGGUUCUUCUGAGCUUGAAACGCCACUUGAGCUUAGACCUUCAGAACUUGAAACAGCACUUGAUGGAGCUUCAGAGCUUGGAGCAACAGAUUCACUUGAAGAGGCGAUUGAGCUUGGUUCUUCUGAGCUUGAAACGCCACUUGAGCUUGGGCCUUCAGAGCUUGAUACGGCACUUGAUGGAGCUUCAGAGCUUGGAGCAACAGAUUCACUUGAAGAGGCGAUUGAGCUUGGUUCUUCUGAGCUUGAAACGCCACUUGAGCUUGGGCCUUCAGAGCUUGAUACGGCACUUGAUGGAGCUUCAGAGCUUGGAACAACAGAUUCACUUGAAGAGGCGAUUGAGCUUGGUUCUUCUGAGCUUGAAACGCCACUUGAGCUUAGACCUUCAGAACUUGAAACAAUACUUGAUGGAGCUUCAGAGCUUGGAGCAACAGAUUCACUUGAAGAGGCGAUUGAGCUUGGUUCUUCUGAGCUUGAAACACCACUUGAGCUUGGGCCUUCAGAACUUGAAACAGCACUUGAUGGAGCUUCAGAGCUUGGAGCAACAGAUUCACUUGAAGAGGCGAUUGAGCUUGGUUCUUCUGAGCUUGAAACGCCACUUGAGCUUGGGCCUUCAGAGCUUGAUACGGCACUUGAUGGAGCUUCAGAGCUUGGAACAACAGAUUCACUUGAAGAGGCGAUUGAGCUUGGUUCUUCUGAGCUUGAAACGCCACUUGAGCUUAGACCUUCAGAACUUGAAACAGCACUUGAUGGAGCUUCAGAGCUUGGAGCAACAGAUUCACUUGAAGAGGCGAUUGAGCUUGGUUCUUCUGAGCUUGAAACGCCACUUGAGCUUGGGCCUUCAGAGCUUGAUACGGCACUUGAUGGAGCUUCAGAGCUUGGAGCAACAGAUUCACUUGAAGAGGCGAUUGAGCUUGGUUCUUCUGAGCUUGAAACGCCACUUGAGCUUGGGCCUUCAGAGCUUGAUACGGCACUUGAUGGAGCUUCAGAGCUUGGAGCAACAGAUUCACUUGAAGAGGCGAUUGAGCUUGGUUCUUCUGAGCUUGAAACGCCACUUGAGCUUGGGCCUUCAGAGCUUGAUACGGCACUUGAUGGAGCUUCAGAGCUUAGAGCAACAGAUUCACUUGAAGAGGCGAUUGAGCUUGGUUCUUCUGAGCUUGAAACGCCACUUGAGCUUGGGCCUUCAGAGCUUGAUACGGCACUUGAUGGAGCUUCAGAGCUUGGAGCAACAGAUUCACUUGAAGAGGCGAUUGAGCUUGGUUCUUCUGAGCUUGAAACGCCACUUGAGCUUGGGCCUUCAGAGCUUGAUACGGCACUUGAUGGAGCUUCAGAGCUUGGAGCAACAGAUUCACUUGAAGAGGCGAUUGAGCUUGGUUCUUCUGAGCUUGAAACGCCACUUGAGCUUGGGCCUUCAGAGCUUGAUACGGCACUUGAUGGAGCUUCAGAGCUUAGAGCAACAGAUUCACUUGAAGAGGCGAUUGAGCUUGGUUCUUCUGAGCUUGAAACGCCACUUGAGCUUGGGCCUUCAGAGCUUGAUACGGCACUUGAUGGAGCUUCAGAGCUUGGAGCAACUGAUUCACUUGAAGAGGCGAUUGAGCUUGGUUCUUCUGAGCUUGAAACGCCACUUGAGCUUGGGCCUUCAGAGCUUGAUACGGCACUUGAUGGAGCUUCAGAGCUUGGAACAACAGAUUCACUUGAAGAGGCGAUUGAGCUUGGUUCUUCUGAGCUUGAAACGCCACUUGAGCUUAGACCUUCAGAACUUGAAACAGCACUUGAUGGAGCUUCAGAGCUUGGAGCAACAGAUUCACUUGAAGAGGCGAUUGAGCUUGGUUCUUCUGAGCUUGAAACGCCACUUGAGCUUGGGCCUUCAGAGCUUGAUACGGCACUUGAUGGAGCUUCAGAGCUUGGAGCAACAGAUUCACUUGAAGAGGCGAUUGAGCUUGGUUCUUCUGAGCUUGAAACGCCACUUGAGCUUGGGCCUUCAGAGCUUGAUACGGCACUUGAUGGAGCUUCAGAGCUUGGAGCAACAGAUUCACUUGAAGAGGCGAUUGAGCUUGGUUCUUCUGAGCUUGAAACGCCACUUGAGCUUAGACCUUCAGAACUUGAAACAGCACUUGAUGGAGCUUCAGAGCUUGGAGCAACAGAUUCACUUGAAGAGGCGAUUGAGCUUGGUUCUUCUGAGCUUGAAACGCCACUUGAGCUUGGGCCUUCAGAGCUUGAUACGGCACUUGAUGGAGCUUCAGAGCUUGGAACAACAGAUUCACUUGAAGAGGCGAUUGAGCUUGGUUCUUCUGAGCUUGAAACGCCACUUGAGCUUAGACCUUCAGAACUUGAAACAGCACUUGAUGGAGCUUCAGAGCUUGGAGCAACAGAUUCACUUGAAGAGGCGAUUGAGCUUGGUUCUUCUGAGCUUGAAACGCCACUUGAGCUUGGGCCUUCAGAGCUUGAUACGGCACUUGAUGGAGCUUCAGAGCUUGGAGCAACAGAUUCACUUGAAGAGGCGAUUGAGCUUGGUUCUUCUGAGCUUGAAACGCCACUUGAGCUUAGACCUUCAGAACUUGAAACAGCACUUGAUGGAGCUUCAGAGCUUGGAGCAACAGAUUCACUUGAAGAGGCGAUUGAGCUUGGUUCUUCUGAGCUUGAAACGCCACUUGAGCUUGGGCCUUCAGAGCUUGAUACGGCACUUGAUGGAGCUUCAGAGCUUGGAGCAACUGAUUCACUUGAAGAGGCGAUUGAGCUUGGUUCUUCUGAGCUUAAAACCCCACUUGAGCUUGGGCCUUCAGAGCUUGAUACGGCACUUGAUGGAGCUUCAGAGCUUGGAGCAACUGAUUCACUUGAAGAAGCGAUUGAGCUUGGUUCUUCUGAGCUUGAAACGCCACUUGAGCUUGGGCCUUCAGAGCUUGAUACGGCACUUGAUGGAGCUUCAGAGCUUGGAGCAACAGAUUCACUUGAAGAGGCGAUUGAGCUUGGUUCUUCUGAGCUUGAAACGAUACUUGAGCUUGGGCCUUCAGAGCUUGAUAUGGCACUUGAUGGAGCUUCAGAGCUUGGAGCAACAGAUUCACUUGAAGAGGCGAUUGAGCUUGGUUCUUCUGAGCUUGAAACCCCACUUGUGCUUGGGCCUUCAGAGCUUGAUACAGCACUUGAUGGAGCUUCAGAGCUUGGAGCAACUGAUUCACUUGAAGUGGCGAUUGAGCUUGGUUCUUCUGAGCUUGAAACGCCACUUGAGCUUGGGCCUUCAGAACUUGAAACAGCACUUGAUGGAGCUUCAGAGCUUGGAGCAACUGAUUCACUUGAAGAGGCGAUUGAGCUUGGUUCUUCUGAGCUUGAAACGCCACUUGAGCUUGGGCCUUCAGAGCUUGAAACAGCACUUGAUGGCAAAUUUGAAGAACUUGAUGGAAUUUCAGCAGAAGAACUUGCUGUUGAUGAAGGAACAAAGGAACUUGAAGGAAGUGAAACAGUUUCACUUGAUGAUGAACUUUCAAUAAUAGAAGAACUCGAUGAUGUCGGAGUUGUAGAUUCAGUGGUUGUUGUACUCUCCGUUGUAGUUUCCGUAGUGGUCGUGGUAGGAGUGGUCGUCGUGGUUGACGUUGUAGGGGUCGUUGUAGAUGUUGUUGGCGUGGUUGUUGUUGUAGAUGUUGUCGUGGUUGAAGUAGGUCUAGUGAUUGGAGGUCGGGUAAGUUUAAGUGGAACUGUAUUAGCCUGAGGCCUAGCACUGACAUUUGAGCACAAACAUAUUAGCACUAGUGAAGAAAUCACAAACAUUUCCUUAGAAAUUUUCCACUUCAUUUUUAAAACUUUAAUUUUCUACUUUUUCGAUUUCAACUCAAACUUUUCACCACUUCACUUUAUUUCCAAGUAUUCGAUGAAUUACUUUUGAAGUAAUGAU